Molecule: messenger RNA, 8699 nt
Organism: Dromaius novaehollandiae (emu)
Lineage: Eukaryota; Metazoa; Chordata; Aves; Casuariiformes; Dromaiidae
Gene: UTP20
Product: UTP20 small subunit processome component
Exons: 62
Coding region: 116-8530 (2804 amino acids)
Cellular component (GO): small-subunit processome; 90S preribosome; nucleolus
Source: RefSeq, a predicted model, not a curated record
UCCGCUUCGCUCCUCCUUCCCUUCCGCCGGCAGCCCCGGCCGGCAUGGCGGCGCCCGGCGCCUAGGGACGCACGUGCGGGGCUCGGCGGGGGCCGGCGCUGGCGCCGCGGCCGCCAUGAAGAGCAAAUCCGCCGCCCACAAGUCGGACAACACGCACCGGUUUCUUACCUUUUCGGAACGUUUAAGUAAUGUUAAUAUCGAUAUUAUUCAUCGGAUUGACAGAACUGGAGGCUACGCUGAGGAGGUUGAAACCUACUUUUUUGAAGGACUACAGAAAUGGAGGGAACUGAAUCUCACUCAGCAUUUUGUGCAAUUCUACAAAGAAGUAGCGAACAAAUGCCAGUCCUUCAACCAACUGGUCUAUUACCAGAGUGCCAUCGUGCAGACCUUGAAGACACACUUGCAAGUCAAAGACAGUCUUGCUUAUCAACCCCUGCUAGACCUAGUGGUGCAGCUGGCUCGAGAUCUCCAGGCUGACUUCUAUCCUCACUUUCAUGACUUUUUCCUGGCCAUCACCAAGUUACUUGAUACACAGGACACAGAGCUGCUGGAAUGGGCGUUUACCUCUCUUUCCUAUCUGUACAAAUACUUGUGGAGAUUGAUGGUGAAGGACAUAUGCAACAUAUACAGUCUGUACAGUACCCUGCUGGCUCACCACAAACUUCAUAUCAGAAACUUUGCUGCUGAAAGUUUUGUCUUUCUAAUGAGAAAGGUUUCUGAUAAAAAUGCACUCUUCAAUUUCAUGUUCCUUGACCUGAGGGAGCACCCAGAGAAAGUGGGAGGUGUGGGACAGCUACUUUUUGAGAUGUGCAAGGGUGUUCGGAACAUGUUCCACUCUUGUGCAGAAACGGCUAUGAAGUUAAUUCUGUUAAAGCUGGGGCCUGCUACUGAAGCAGAAAUUGAACUACCAUGGGUAACUGUUGGAGAGGCAUUUGAGCAGAUGAUCAGAUCGGCUGUAGUGCAUAUCCAUAGGGAGCAUUUUGACAUUGUCUUCAAGUGCCUGGAGGAGUCACUCUUAGACUUGCAGGGAAAAAUAACUAAGGCUAACUGUCAUGUGGCUUCAGAACAAAUGGAAAGGAUUCUGCAAGCUUAUCUGAUCCUAGUGGAACAUGCAAAUGGAUCCAAAGUCUCACGGCCUGAGGAAGUCUGUCAGAUUUUAAUAAAAUUGUUACAAACACCAGAUCUGUCGGCAUCUUGCUGCAAAACCCUGCUGAACACUAUUUCUGCUUUACUGCUGACUGAGAAUGUUUUCUGGCCUGAUGCUUUGACCAAGGAAGCUAUUGAGAAGGUAUUUGCAAGUAAGUUUGAAUGGCGCUUCCUUUUGGACUUCUCCGAGAUGAUGUUCACAAUGAAGCAAUUUGAGAGGCAUUUUCUUCCGUGCUUUCUAGAGUACAUUGAGCAUUGCUUCUCUGGCACAGAUGCCCUUGCAAAGGAUGAGGCGAUGGCAAUUUUGGCUAAACUUAUUCUGGUGAAAGCAGAGCCUCCCACCCUUGGCUCAAUGGCAUUUGAAAAGUAUCCUCUCAUUUUCACUGAAUCAUCCAUCAGCUCUAAUACAAGACAGCAAACAAGAAAAGGAGGAAGGACACAGGUGCCAGUGUUGGAUCAUGUACUGUCUUUAAUCCAAUUACCAGAGAAUGGAGAUAUCGCCGACCUUUCGCAGGCUUGGGUUGCCUUGGUUGUACUGCCACAUAUUAGACCAAUAGACAAAGAAAGUAUCCUGCCAUGUGUGACAAGUUUUACAGACUUUCUCUUCACAGCCAUUGACAAAGGAAGCCUUUGCAAAGGGAGCCUGUUUGUGGCCUGCCAAGCUGUAAGUACUCUCCUUAGUUUGGCAGAGUCUUCUGAAAUACUCCAUUUGUUACCUGUGGAGCGUGUCAAGAAGUUGGUGAUCACUUUCCCUUCAGACCCCUCUGCAUUGCUUUUGGCUGAUCUCUAUUACACAAGGUUGGCGUUAUGUGGCUGCCAGGAGUCCCUUUCCCAAGGGAACCUGAUGGACUUGUUUGAGAAAUUGCACCCUAAUAUUUCCACUGGUGUGUCCAAGGUCCGACUUCUGACUGUCCGAAUUCUAAAUCAUUUUGAGACUCCACUUCCUGCACCAAUUGAGGGUGAUAGCACAGCAGACCUCCAGUCAGUGUUUGCCAUAUUACUCCAAGCAGAACUUGUGCCGGCAACAGUGAAUGAUUACAGAGAGAAACUUCUCCAUAUAAGGAAACUAAGAUGUGAUACAGUGCGGUCUGCAGUACCGAGUGGAUCUUUGGAAGAAGUGCCUCUUCGGUAUUUACUGGGAAUGCUAUAUAUUAACUUCAGCCCUCUCUGGGAUCCUGUAAUUGAACUCAUAACUUCUCAUGCAAAUGAAAUGGAGAAUAAACAGUUCUGGAAGGUCUUCUAUGAACAUUUGCAGAGGGCUGCUGUCUAUGCUGAAAUGGAGCUGCAAAAUGAACUAGAUGAAGAGGAAGAAAGCACUGCUGAAAUGGAAAGGGAGAAGAUACCAGAAGGAGAAGUGGGGACUGUGUUCCUGGAGCACCUGCAGAUUAGGACAGACUGCAGUGAGCGGUUGGAUCACACAAAUUUCCGGUUUCUAUUGUGGAAAGCACUGGAGAAGUUUCCAGACAGGGUGGAGCCUAGGUCAAGGGAGCUUUCCCCACUACUUUUGAGAUUUAUUAGAAAUGAGUACUACCCAGCUGAUUCAUUAGUGGCUCCAACUCAGGAUCUUAGAAAGAAAAAUAGUGGUACAGUAGGAGUAAAAGAAAUACCCAGUGAAGAAGUGAAUGAUGUUACUAUGGUGGAGGAAGAGGAAAAGGAAGAGGAAAAGGAAGAGGAAAAGGAAGAAGGGGAACCAAUCACUGUAGGGUUACCAAAAAAGAAAACAAGAAGAGCUGCUGCCAAACAACUAAUAGCCCACUUGAAAGUUUUCUCCAAAUUUUCAAAUCCCCGUGCAUUGUAUCUGGAGCAGAAGUUAAAUGCGUUAUACACCCAGUUACUCUCCCACCAAGACCAGAACGUGCAAAGAAUUGCCCUUGACUGCAUUAUGACGUACAAACAUCCUCAUUUACUGCCAUACAGGGACAACUUGCAAAGGCUACUGGAGGACAAGACUUUUAAAGAAGAAAUAGUCCAUUUCAGCAUUUCUGAGGAGAACACAGUAGUAAAAAUGGAGCAUCGACCGGCUCUCAUCCCUGUUCUUAUGAGAAUUCUCUAUGGCAGGAUGAGAAAUAAAACGGGAAGCAAAACGCAGGGCAAGUCUUCUGCGGGCACUCGCAUGUCGAUCGUUCUGCGAUUUCUUGCUGGCUCCCUGCCAGAAGAGAUACGGAUGUUCCUGGAUCUGCUCUUUGAAGCUGUGAAGCAAUUCAGUAAUGGGCCUUGCCAGACUGCAGUGCUCCAGAGUAUGGCAGAGAUGGAUUUAGCUAAAGUCCUGCCACUUGGUCGUCAGCACAGCCUCUUCAAUGGCCUUGAAGUUGUAUUGAAAAACAUGGGACAUUUGAUCAGUCAGUACUUGCCUGAAAUUUUACAGAUUCUGCUCUGUAUGACAGGUGUGAUAUCCUGCAUCCUCCAAAAAAGAGAGAAGGUCCAACCUAGGUUGAUUAAUCCACUGAAGAAUUUGAGACGUCUUGGGCUCAAGCUUGUGGUUGACUUUUUUUCUGAUUAUGAGACCUACAGCUUCAGUGUGGAAGAGAUCAAUGCAGUUUUCCAUGCAGUGGUAUGGCCUCAGGUCUGCAGGUUGGCUUCAGAGAGUCAAUAUUCUCCUACUUUUCUGCUCAAACUCAUUCACACCUGGAGUAAGAAUCCCAGAUAUUUCCCCUUGCUGGCCAAGCAGAAGCCAGAUCACCCAGACUGUGAUAUAUUGUCAAAUGUUUUUGCUGUGCUCUCAGCCAAGAAUCUGUCUGAGGCUACAUCCAAUCUUGUGAUGGACAUAGCUGAUAACCUUCUCAACAGCCCAGAUUUUGAAUCCACAGAGCAGGUUUCCAGUUUGACUGUAACUGACUGUGUUGUUGUGGACACUGGCGACACGACAGAAGAGGCCCUCAGCCUGGGUUCCCGCUUGGUUCUGCCUCAUGUUCCUGCCAUACUUCAGUAUUUCAGCAAAACAAUGUUAAGCAUGGAGAAGGUAAAAAAGAAGAAAUUUAGAGCCCAAGUCAGCAAAGAGCUGAACAUACUUUCUAAGAUCAGCAAAUUUAUACAAGAAAAGAGUCAGAAUUCAGUGCUUGUGAGCCUCCUCCUCCCUUUCCUUCACCAGAGUAACAUUGACCAGGACGCGGAGAUUGACAUUCUGGAGACAGUGCAGAACUUGUUGAGGCAUUGCUCAAACCCCACAAGCUUUCUCAAACCUCUGGCAAAGCUUUUUUCCGUCAUUCAGAACAAACUGUCUCGACAAAAGUUGUGUUUGGUAUUUCAGACUUUAUCUGAUUUGGACAGUGAGUUGAAAUACAUUACUGAUGUUGUUAAGCUGAAUGCCUUUGAUCAACGGCAUCUCGAUGAUAUCAACUUCGAUGUGCGUUUGUCAGCAUUCCAGUCGAUCACAGCCCACAUCAAAGAAAUGCAAUCAGUGGAUAUCAACUUCCUCAUCCCUGUUAUGCACAACUGCUUCUAUACCAUCCAGCUAGGGGAUAUGGCUCUUAGUGACAACGCAAGCCUUUGCUUGACCAGUUUUAUCCGCCGGCUGGCAGAAAUCGACCAUGCAGAAGAUGACUACAGGGAGUUAAUCCAGCACACUCUCCUGGAGUCUCUGCGAAGGGGGCUGAAGAGUAAGACUGAGAGCAUCCAGCAGGACUACACAUCAUUGUUUGCCUGCCUUAUUCAAACAUUCCCAGCAAAUCCUGAAUUCCGAGAUUUGGUCCAGUUGACCAACCGCAAUGAUCCUGACAUGGACUUCUUUGAGAACAUGAAACACAUCCAGAUCCACAGGAGGGCACGAGCCCUGAGGAAACUGGCUAAGCAGCUCACUGAAAAAAAAAUUGUGCUGUCCUCCAAAUCCCUGCAGAACUACAUCAUGCCUUAUGCUACUACCGCCAUUUUUAAUGAAAAAAUGCUUAAGCAUGAAAAUAUGGUAACAGCCUCAGUUGAAGUUGUUGGAGCUGUCUGCCGGCAUCUGUCCUGGUCAGCGUACUUGUACCACUUAAAGCAUUUCAUUCAUGUCUUGCAAACGGGGCAGAUCAGUCCAAAGUUGGGAGUCAGCUUGUUAGAGACAGUGCUGGAAGCCUUUCACUUUGACCAUGAAACACUUGAAAAGCAGCUUAUGACCAUUGAGCACCAAGGAGCUGUUCCCAUGGAUCUUGAGCCAGUGAUGGAGGGUGAAGAAGCCAUGGAGCUGGAGCAGAGUGAAGGGGAAGAGGAGAUGGUUGAGGAAAACAAAGGGGAGAAUCUCCCUGAGGAGCCACCAGAACCUGUGCCAGUCCUGCCUGAGCAGGCAGCUAAGACAUCUGAAGAUGCUGAGCAAGUGACCAAAACUGUUUCUUUCUUACCACGAAAUAAAGAAGAGCUGGAAUGUCUGAUCAAACACAUCCAAGAUACAGUUACAUCCAACAUCUUGCCCAAACUGCACAGAUGUAUUGUUGCAAAGGUUAAAAGAGAUGAGGAACACAAGCUCGUGAAAUCCAGUGUUGUGAAUGAUGACGAAGUAGUUCGUGUGCCUUUAGCUUUUGCAAUGAUCAGGAUGAUGCAGUGUCUUCCCCAAGAAGUGAUGGAAGCCAACCUGCCAAGCAUCCUGCUGAAAGUCUGCUCGUUCUUGAGGAACAGAGCCCAGGAAAUCCGGGACAUCGCCCGCAACACUCUCACUAAAAUCAUGGAAGUGUUGGGAGCGCAGUACCUGCUGUACAUCUUAAAAGAGAUGCAGUCCACUCUUGUCCACGGGUACCAGCUCCACGUGCUGACUUUCACUGUGAACCUGUUACUGAAGGGCCUUACUAGCAAGCUCAGUGCUGGUGAUUUGGAUCCUUGCUUAGAUAUCCUGGUUGAGAUUUUCAACCAGGAGCUGUUCGGGGAUGUAGCUGAAGAGAAAGAAGUGAAGGGAAUUGUCUCCAAGGUCAUGGAAGCGCGCAAGAGCAAGAGUUACGAUUCCUAUGAAAUUCUUGGAAAAUAUAUAGGGAAGGGCCAGGUGACCAAACUUAUUCUGCCAUUGAAAGAGAUUCUGGAAAGCACCACAAGCCUGAAGAAAGUCCGGAAGGUGCAUGAGGCACUGCGUCACAUCAUGGCAGGGCUGAUCUUCAAUUCAGACAUGAACGCAGAAUCCCUUCUCCUCCUCAGUCACGGUCUCAUCAGCGAAAACUUGCCUCUGCUCACUGAGAAGGCCAAAACAAAAGUUGCGCCCCCUCCAGAUCCUCGUCUGCAACCAGAAAGCUGCCUGCUGCUUCAGCCCACUCCCACCCGAGGAGGGCAGAAAGCACCUGUCAGCAGCAGGACUAACAUGUCUAUCCUGAUUGAAUCAGGACUUCGGUUGCUACAUAUGAGCCUGAAGAGAUCCAAAAUAAAUUCCUCCGACGAGCAUGUUUUGGAAAUGUUAGAUCCUUUUGUUCAGCUGCUUAUGGACUGCCUGAAGUCCAUGGAUGUCAAGGUGAUAACUGGUGCUCUGCAGUCCUUAGUAUGGAUUUUGAAGUUCCCGUUACCUUCAGUCAAUCUGAAUCUGGAGCCACUAAUCAAGCAGCUUUUCCUCUUGCUGAAAGAAUUCGCCAAGACAGGAGUAGCCAAAGGCCAGAAUUUCCACUUGAUUGUGAACUGUUUCAAAUCUGUAACAAUACUUGUGAAGAAUGCAAAGAGCCACAUAACAGACAAGCAGCUCCAAGUGUUGCUUGGCUUUGCUGAAGAAGACAUUUAUGAUUCAUCACGCCAAGCUACUGCCUUUGGCCUUCUCAAGGCCAUUUUAUCUAGGAAGCUGAUUGUUCCUGAAAUCGAUGAUGUGCUGCAGAAGGUUGCCCAGCUGGCCAUCACGGGCCAGAGUGAGCCUGUGCGAGUCCAGUGCAGGCAGAUUUACUUAAAAUAUAUUCUUGACUACCCCCUUGGUGACAAGCUGAAACCCAAUUUGGAGUUCAUGCUCGCACAGCUGGAUUACGAGUAUGAAACUGGAAGGGAGUCUGCGCUGGAGAUGAUUACAUACCUUUUUGACAUGUUCCCACAGGAGCUCCUCCACAAAUACUGUGGGCUGUUUUUUCUGUCUCUUUGUAUGAUGAUGGUAAAUGAUGACUCUGCCAAGUGCAAAAAGAUGGCGGCUUUGACAUGUAAAUCUCUGCUCAGUAAGAUAAACAAUGAAAAACAAGAUCUGAUGUUUUCACUGGUCACAGAGUGGUUUCACAGCAAGAAGAGCUCACACAGGAGGUUGGCUGCCCAGGCUUGCGGUUUGUUUGUUGAAGUGGAGGGAGUGAUGUUUGAAAGGCGGCUUGAAGCUGUCCUCACCUUGAUUGAAACAGAAAUCAACCCUAUUAAAUUUGAAAACAUAACUGAAGAGGAAGAGGAGAAGGCUGCAGAUAGGCUGCUGUUCAGCUUUCUUGUGCUGGUAACAAAGCUAAUCACAGAGUGCAGCUUGAUUCAGUUAACCAAGAACAGUGAUGUUGUGCGAAAUAUCUGGGGUCAUGUCCAGUCUCACCUGUGGUAUCCUCACAGCUGGGUCUGGCUGACAGCUACUCAGAUUUUUGGUUUGUUGUUUGCGUCUCACAAGCCAGAAGAUCUUGUCAGCAAGUGGAGUGAAAGAAAAGCAGGGAAGAGGAAAAAGAUGUCGGCACAGCUGCCUACAUCCACGUUCUUCUUGACAGCUGAACUGCACGGAAAGAUGAAGGAGCUCGUGUUUGCCUUCUGCCAUCAGCUGCAAUCCAAGUUCCUGGACCAGUCUCUAGGAGAGCAGGUUAUAAAGAAUUUGUUGUUUGUGGCCAAAGUUAUUUACUUGCUAGCCCCUGCCUCAGAAGAGGGCGAAGAGGCCAAAGGGGAAUGCAACUGUGAAGUGGAAGAGCAGGAGGCCUCUGAAGAUGAGGGUGAAAGAGACCUUUCUGCUCAAGGAGAGGGAGAAAGGGAGGACACAGAAGAGAAAGGCCAGCCAGCCACUUUGCUGUGGAUAAUGAAGAAACUCUCCCUCAUGGCAAAGCGAGAAGCAGCGUAUUCCCCUAAGAUCCCCUUAAAGAGAAGCUGCGUCUUUAAGUUCUUGGGAGCAAUCUCAGUGGAUCUGGGAAAAGAGAGAAUCCAGCCGUACCUUCCAACAAUUCUCACGCCUCUGUACAGGGAACUGAACAGCACCUAUGCAGAGCAAGAUCCAACGUUGAAGAACCUUUCCCAAGAAAUCAUAGAACUGCUCAAGAAAUUGGUUGGACUGGAGGCUUUUUCAGUUGCCUUUUCUUCUGUGCAGAAACAGGCCAAUCAGAAAAGAGCUAUCAGGAAAAAGCAAAGGGCUUUGCAGACUGUAGCAAAUCCCGACAUUGCUGCAAGGAGGAAGCUGAAGAGACAUAAGAAUAAAGCAGAAACCAAGAAAAGAAAAAUAGAAUUCCUGCGCCCUAGCUACAAGGCCAAGAAACCUAGAAGUCAUGCACUGAAAGAUUUAGCAAUGGUGGAAUGAAAAGGCUUUUACCUCCUGGAGGAUAAUUUUAUAAAAAGAAACUUCCAGCUAGAGAACUAAUAAUUGUUAAAAAGAAAUUAUUUACAUAUUUUAAUGUAUUUAUUUGUACUUUUUCAUGUCUUCUUUUUCAUCUGGGAUCUUAAAUAAAAGCUUGUCAGUUUUUCCUAAA